Messenger RNA from Aureobasidium vineae, 837 nucleotides. The record is from the annotation of a GenBank genome assembly. NCBI's taxonomy places the organism in Eukaryota, Fungi, Ascomycota, Dothideomycetes, Dothideales, Saccotheciaceae.
AUGCUUAUCAAAACAACCACCGACUUGGGCUUCUUCUUCUUUGAUGCUGUCACGCAUGCUGUUGUAGCAUCUGUGGCCAUAUUUUUAAUCAUCUCAGAGGUUGGCAUCUUUGGUGGCUACUUCGCUCGCAACUGGCCUCUGCUCAGCCUGGAACAUGGUUUCGUCGGUCUUGCUUCAGCAAUGAUCAUCCUCGGUAUGCACGUUUUGGCGUGUUUCAACAAGUCCAGCAACAGCAAGGAACACCUGGGCAUGGCAUUCUGGCGUGUCGUGAUCAUGGCAGGUAUCCUCAGCCUCAUCCUCGGAAUUCUCAACUUGAUUGCNAGUAAGUCUAUUCAUGAAUCGCCAACUGAACAUAUUACUGACUACAGACAGAACUACGUGUUUCGCGAUACCGCCCAGGGAAUCACAGCGCGCCAGGUUCGCGCCCGAGGAGCCGAAGCGGCCGAUGUGACCUAUAUGCAGCGAAGCAACACCUCAGCAAGCUUGGCUAAAUCAACGUCGUCUCGCCGCACUGCGAGCGACAGCUCGUUGAAGCAAUUCCGCGCCAACUCGAAAGAAGAGUACACUCUGCCUUCUUAUCACAGUCCUUUGCCCGAACCCCAACAACACGCACAGACACCAGUCUCUCCUUCCUUGUACUCGCGCGCUACCUGGUGUAGCAAGAAGAAGUUCUUCAGCCGUAAGAAGGAGAGUAUGGGACCUCCACUUCCAGUCAGCAUCUCAGCACCGUAUGACUUCGAGGCGCAAUACCCUUCUACCAUCGGAAGACCCGACUCGACACUCCAUCCCAGCCGCGACAUUGAGAGUGAAACCCACAGAUGGAAGGCAGGACGCUGA